UGGCUUCUGCAGCUUCUGGACCUCCCCUAUUGAUUUAGUAUAAAUACAAGGUAAAAGAGGAACAUAUAAGGUUGAUGAGUAGUCUUCACAAACCCUCUGCAAAAUGGAAACGGCACAGCUACAAUGGCCAAUGGCCUUACCUGUUAGGCGCCAGCAUUGUCCCAGAGGAGACUCACCGAUCCCUGUUCCGUGCGAUCCAACAUUCCUGAACGCAACUCACGCCUCUCUGCAGGUUGUCCAAGACCAUAAAUCGACCCGAUCCUCCCGGUUAACUGUCACCGUGCUCAACGGCACAGACGGCAAAAGAGUCCCAUUGGUCCUCAAGAGCACAGACACCAUCGGCAAACUUCAGAAGAGUUUCCUACUGAAGCAUCCUGACCUGACGGGAAGCCUGAACCUCGCCUACAACGGCAAGCCCGUCCAGGGGCACCAGAGCCUGGGAGAGCUGGGGGUGAAGAAUGGGGCUACCUUCAUCACCUUUCAGAGAUGUCGUGGAGGGUAGACGUGGAGUAGACGUGGAGCAAUAGAUGUGGAGGAGGGCUUAUUCCAUUUAUCUAUCCCAUGGUAUGAAAUAAUAUACAAACAUUAUCUGUUAAUGAUUUUGUAAUUUACAAAGAACAAUUGCAUUAGACAUAUCAGGUGUUCUUUUUGCACAACAUAAUAUAUGCUUUCUUGAUUCAAAUACCAACCAAUGUAAUACUGUAGCCUACUGAGGGAGGAUUCACAAUGAAUAAUGUCAAGCCAUCUCUUUGCUUUCUUUAUGUUAAUGUAACUGUCCAGUCUUUCCCAUACUUCUAUAAAAUAUGACCUAUAAAUACUUACAAUAAGAGUGAAAUAGUUUUCAUUCCAAAAAAUUAGAAUUAAGUAUGUUAAAAAGCAGCUUUUUUUGUGUUGGAAUUGUGUGGGCGUACACCGGUCAUUAAAAAUAUUAACUUGAGUAGACGGCUGAUUGGCCAGCUCAUCUUCCUCAGGGAAAUAAUUCAUAUGAGGAAAUGGCAAGAGUUUCUUAAAUGGCCUGUUUGAGGUACAUGUUUGAGAUGGGGUUUUCAAUGGGGUUGGGGUUUUUUUCUCCAAUUUUUGCUUUGGCCACAAAUAUGUACGGGACAAAUCAGAAACGGAACUUUUAAAAGUGAGAUUUCCACUGGGCAGUUACUUUAACUCCACCAGGCACAGCCAGAAGAGGACUAGCCACCCCUCAGAGCCUGGUUCCUCUCUAGAUCUCUUCCCAGGUUUCUGUCUUUCUAUGGAGUUUUUCCUAGCCGUGCUUCUACAUCUGCAUUGUUUACGGUUUGAUGUUUUAGUCUGGGUUUAUGUAUAAGCACUUUGUGACAUCUGCCUGAUUUAAAAAGGGCUUUAUAAAUAUGUUUGUCUUGUUUUGCUCUUGCUUGGUACUAGCUAACAAAGUGCACGAUAAGCCGGUCACCAAUCAAGUGAUUUAGUUCACCACGUUAAAUGUGCCGUUUGUGAGGUUUUAUUGAUAGAUUUGAUAUACAAUUGUUGUUUAAAGACUACUGUAUUUCUUACUUUACUGUAACAACAAAUAUUUUUGUAACUAGAAAUAUGUUUUCAAUGACAACCAAAAAGGCUAGCCAAUCAGAAGGAUAAUGAACAAAACAAAUAAUGUUUAAACAUGUAUUUAUUUUAUCUGCAUAUACGGAAUGGACAUUGUAUUCACCCUUCAUUAAAUAAACACUUAAAUAUUUAAAGCAUA
Oncorhynchus kisutch (coho salmon) is the source of this 1711-nucleotide messenger RNA. RefSeq lists its product as uncharacterized. The record is from RefSeq and is a predicted model, not a curated record. NCBI's taxonomy places the organism in Eukaryota, Metazoa, Chordata, Actinopteri, Salmoniformes, Salmonidae. The transcript is spliced from 2 exons. The coding region runs from base 104 to 502 and encodes 132 amino acids. Gene Ontology annotation, molecular function: protein binding.